CGAGUGCCAUCUGUGUCCCUGUGCCAUUCGGCCCCUGUUGCUCUCUGGCAAAAGGCUGUGGAUGAGAAAACAGAAAAGUUCACACUGGUCUACAGGUUUCCGGGGAUUAAGUACUGCAGGAUGCUGUCCAGGUUGAAGCUGUUACAGACUGCCACCACCAUGGUCAUGCUGCCUCCCAUCUGCUACCUCUAUCUGCAAGACCAGGUUUCUCAGAACAUCCUCUUGUAUACAACUGGCAUUGCGCUCUUUGCUGGCGCAAUGUUGUAUGGUAUGAGCUACUUUUUCAGACGGAUUAUUGGAUUAAUCUAUGUAAGUGACACCGGCCGUACUGUCAGAGUGGCCCACUUGACGUUCUGGGGAAGACGGAACGACAUUUACUGUCCCGUGGAGACAGUGAUAACUUUGGAUGAAGUUGGAGACAGCAAGGGGGAGCUACUUCUCCAGUUCAAACGGUAUAAUAGUACAGAUAUUUUAUAUUUUACGCUCAAGUAUGGCCAGAUCGUAGACAGACAGAAGUUUACUCAAAUAUUUGGAGAACUUGAGUGA
This is a messenger RNA of Tauraco erythrolophus (red-crested turaco), 546 nucleotides long. NCBI's taxonomy places the organism in Eukaryota, Metazoa, Chordata, Aves, Musophagiformes, Musophagidae. The record is from RefSeq and is a predicted model, not a curated record.